GUGACUGGUGCGAGGGAUCAGACAAUCAAGGUUUGGGCGUUGAAGUCAGGGCGCCUGCUUGCGACGUUCUAUGGGCAUCGCGGGAGCGUCUUAUGUUUGAAGUUUGAUAAGGAUUGGGACGUGGUGAAGAACAGGAAUGAGCAGCCGAAGAAGGGGUUCAUGGUCAGCGGGAGUAGUGAUCGCACAGUCUGCGUAUGGGAUAUGUGGGCAGGGCCGAAGGGCGAGGUUACCGCAGAAGUCAGGACGGUCUUGAGAGGACACAUGGGUGGGGUCCUAGAUUUGAGGAUUGACGAGCAGUGGAUUGUGAGCUGUUCCAAGGAUGCCGUCAUCAGAGUAUGGGACAGAACGACGUUGGAGCUGCAUCGCACCAUGAGUGGACAUGAAGGUCCGGUAAAUGCUGUUGGGCUUCAAAACGGCAAGGUCGUCAGCGCAAGUGGAGACGGUAAGAUGAUGCUCUGGGACAUCCAGAGCGGAGAACGGCUGCGGACGUUCGAGGGCCAUGAUCGCGGCCUGGCUUGCAUCGAGUUCAAGAACGAUCUAAUCGUGUCUGGUUCGAACGAUUGCAAGAUCAAGAUAUGGUCAGCGUCAACGGGCGAGUGUUUGAAGACCCUUGUCGGGCAUGAUGCCCUCGUGCGGGCCUUGGCGUUCGAUCCUGCAAGCGGACGCCUCGUCAGCGCGAGCUAUGAUCGUACGGUGAAGGUGUGGGACCUGCGCACUGGACGCAUGGUGCGGCAGUUCAAGCAAAACCACGUCAGCCACAUCUUCGACGUCAAGUUCGAUGUGUGUAGGAUCGUCACUACAUCGCACGAUCAGAAAAUUGUUGUUCUCGAUUUCUCGCAGGAUCUCGACACAGCACUCUUCGUCUAG
This is a messenger RNA of Heterobasidion irregulare TC 32-1, 867 nucleotides long. RefSeq lists its product as uncharacterized. Lineage: Eukaryota; Fungi; Basidiomycota; Agaricomycetes; Russulales; Bondarzewiaceae. Gene Ontology annotation, molecular function: protein binding. The transcript has 4 exons. The record is from RefSeq and is a predicted model, not a curated record. The annotation marks the transcript as partial.